UAUAUAUAAUUACAGUAAUAAAAUACAAGAGUUAAUAAUUAUUUUUUAAUAAAAAAAAAUAUUCUUUAUUUUAUUUUUAUUUUUGUAUUGGAUAAUUUGUUUUCGAAAAUAAAAAAGUUUUUUUAAUUCACUACAAGGAAGUCAUAAAUAAUUAAAAAAUGUUUAUAAAUAAAUUUACAAGAAUUUCUUCACAUUUAUUUGUGAUUGCUCUUUUUUUAAUAAAAGAGAGUAGAAGCGAGGAUUGCAAUCUAAAUCGAUCACUAUCUAUUGGAGAAUAUAUGAAUAUACAUAAUCCUAACUAUCCAGGUUGGGAUUCUGGAAAAUUUAAAUGCAUCUAUUCAGCAAACACCAAUGAAGACAAUAGACUUCAACUAAAGUGUAAAUUAGGCUUGCCUACUUCACAAUUAUGUGACUCUCAAACUUUUGCUGUGUUCAAAAAUCCUAGCAGUCUUUUAAAUAUUCCUAGUUUUUUUUAUGGUAAUGGGACCUUUAGAAGAAAAUCAAUAAAAAAUGAAAUUACGAUUGUUUAUGAAGGGUCAGAAAAUUCAUCUAGCGGAUAUUUUCGUUGUAAUAUUACUGCGGUUGCUGCAUCAACAUUGCCUGAAAAAUCAGUUUAUCGAUUUCCUUAAUAUAAUAUAUUAUGGGUUUUCAUUAAAAUUAUAAUAAAUUCUUAAAUAGAAAUCAACACUGAAAAAAAAUGUUGCCGAGAAAUUCAACUACUAUUGGGUAGUUGACUAGAAAGUAGUUAAAAUAACUACUUUUUUAUAGUUAAUCUAAUUAUGUUCAUGUAGUUAAUGUAACUAUUUUUAAGAAGUUAAUAAGUAAUAGUUGAUUUUACGAAAAUAUGUACCCAAUCAAAAAUUUA
Molecule: messenger RNA, 865 nt
Organism: Leptopilina boulardi
Lineage: Eukaryota; Metazoa; Arthropoda; Insecta; Hymenoptera; Figitidae
Exons: 3
Coding region: 159-629 (156 amino acids)
Source: RefSeq, a predicted model, not a curated record